AGGCAGGCCCAGACCCUGGUCGCACCCCAGGUCGGCUACUCUGCUAACGUGGGACUGCUGCGCUCCUGCCGCCGCUACCGCCACCUCUAAGCGCUGGCGUGACUCCCAGCCCGUGCCCCGCCCUCCCGCGUUCGCAGCCGGCUCGGCUUCCUGCCCGCCCAGACGCCGCUCCUCCCGAGCUCCGGGUCUCGGCUCCGCGGAGGGAGAGGAAAUGAGUGCGGCCGCGGCGCCGGAGCGCGGUUGGAAGAGCGAGAAAGUGGACGAGGCUCAGGCCCUGGCGCGGAGUUGCGCCGCCCGCAGACCCGACUUCCAGCCGUGCGACGGGCUCUCAAUCUGUGCCACGCACAGCCACGGCAAGUGCUUCAAGCUGCACUGGUGCUGUCACCUCGGAUGGUGUCACUGCAAAUACGUGUAUCAACCGAUGACCCCCGUGGAACAGCUUCCAAGCACUGAGAUUCCCGCGAAGCCUCGGGAACCCACAAACACCAUUCAGAUCUCAGUCUCCCUCACUGAACACUUUUUGAAAUUCGCAUCUGUCUUCCAGCCUCCCCUCCCCCCUGAUUCACCAAGGUACUGUAUGAUUUCAGACCUCUUUAUUGACAACUAUCAGGUUAAAUGUAUUAAUGGGAAGAUGUGUUAUGUGCAGAAGCAGCCAGCGCCACAUUCCCACAAAAUUUGCCCCGAGGAGGUCUCUGCACACGAUGCCUUAAUAUCAAAAGAGAGCAGUACGCCAAAAAUAGAUCACUGCUCUUCUCCCUCAAGUUCUGAGGACUCUGGGAUCAAUGCAGUCGGGGCUCACUAUGUGGAGUCGUGUGAUGAGGACACAGAAGAAGGAGCAGAACUGAGUUCAGAGGAAGAUUACAGUCCAGAGAGCAGCUGGGAACCAGACGAGUGCACCCUUCUCUCCCCUUCGCAGUCUGAUCUGGAAGUGAUCGAAACAAUAGAAACCACUGUGUGAGCGUCCAGGCAGGAAGCCACGUCCUCUGAUCCAUGCUGAGCUUUUGUACUUUUGUCUUAUGGAUCCUUUUUCCAAUGCAGUCGAUGUUUUCUACCCCUCUCUAACAACCAUACCAGUUCAGUGAACUAGAGAUGUUCCACAGGAUUCUAAAUAUCAGAUGCUCCUGGAUCUCAAUAUAGCCUUUUCUAAAUAAGCACAAACAAGAAUUCUUUUUUUUGUCCUAGCACUGUUAAUAAUUAUCUGAAAAUCAUAUAUGAUUGAACCAGAAUUGUUUCUCUAAUGCUUGCAUUCCAAAAACAACUGAUAAGGAUAUAAAAAUACGUAGUUUCAACUUAAAUUCUAGGCCUGUUCUGUUCUGUAUUAUAUGAAAGAAUUUCUCUGUAAUCCUGAUACCGUAUUCCUCAUUUGUAUAAGCAUAUUUAUAGGCACUUUUAGAAAAUGUUUAGACUGCAGUGUGUACUAUAGAUAUAGAACACAGUUAUGUUAAAUAGGUUUUUGAUUAAUACUUGUACAUUGAGAGAUAUGAAAGCUUUAUAAUUUGGACCUUUGCUCACUUGGGGCAAGGAGUUGGGCUGUGUGGGUGGAAAAACUGCUUUCUUGGGCUUUUAUCAAAAACUGGCACCAUUCCCACUUUUUGAAAGUUGACGUAAAAAGCUGUUAGGUAGAACAUACAAAAUAAGUGCUGUGUGGAAUUUAGCUUUCUUAUCUAACCAAGAUUUCUUUUAGAAUUUUCAAGUUUCACACGUGUUCAUGACUUUUCUGAGAAAUGACAAAGCAGUUAAAAUGCUUUUGUCAUUAUAACUGUUUGGUACAUUAACAACUGAAGCUUUGCAAUCAAAUCUAGGUAUUUUCAAGAUUUGAAAUGCAAAUUUGAUGAAAACCCUGAAGAAAAACAGAUGCUUUCCUGGAAGGGGAAGACCUGUAGUUCAAGGUAAUACAGCACAAAAUGAAACAGAAAAUAAAAUCACCCAAACCAGAACAAAACCAUGAAGUUGUUUUCCUGAGGUACUUUUUGGAUUUGAUCUAGGAUUUGAUUUUAUCUUGGGAGUGGUGGUUUUAUUUCUUAAUCUCUACUUCCUGGCCUAUUUGAAACAUCAAAGUUCUUUCCGGGCGAUCAUAAACUCCUUUUAUGCAAAUUUCUCUACUUGGGCAAUAGGAUGCAACCAGAUAAUUUAGAAAGCUGUCAAAAUAUCCAA
Kogia breviceps (pygmy sperm whale) is the source of this 2154-nucleotide messenger RNA. NCBI's taxonomy places the organism in Eukaryota, Metazoa, Chordata, Mammalia, Artiodactyla, Physeteridae. The record is from RefSeq and is a predicted model, not a curated record.